CCCCAUCCUCUGUCCACCAGGUCGCGUCACCACAACACCCCCGGUUGACUUCCCAUCCAAAGCCUUUGAGCCCGCGGCUCGCUCACCAUUGCAGGGUCCCCAAUGUUCUCUCCGGUCAUUGCCCGGCCAAGCACACGAUGCCGGUGCAGAGGACCUUUACCGUCCUGCAGCCCCUCGGGGGUGGACAUCCUCCAGACGCGCCUCCCCCACGACCGAUGACAUCCAAGCAGGUCCGCGCCGCACACAAAGCGGCCACCCGAAUGCCCAAAAUGUCCCGCGCCGAGCGCAUUCGCCAAGAAAAGGAAGAGCAGGAGCGCAUCCGCAAGGAACUCGACAAGGAGCGAGCAAGCUCGCGGGCCCGCGCCGCCCGACAGCGGAAACGCGACAAGGAGGAGACGGAGCGGCAGGCCAAGAGGCGCAACGGCCUGCCGCUCGUCACCGUCCGGCCCAGCCAGGACACGAUUUCCAAAUUCGUGAGGGGCAAUGGCACUGCUAAGAAGAGGGACGCCGUGGGCGAGCCUGUGUUAGCCGACUGUGGUCCAACUGUGCAACAUGGGGACCCAAGCAACGAAGCCGCCAGCCCCGUCGUGGAAGAAACAGCUAAGAACUCAGUCGAGCCCAGAACAGAGACCAAGGAGCAGGAACUGGACCUGAUACCCGAAGAGGACGAGCUGGACCUGGAGAUGCUGGAUCACCUCGAAAAUAUGACGCGAGUGCCGCUGACAACUGUCGCCGAGACUGUCACAGCCCGACAACCUACGCACCACGAAGUCGACCUUGGGUUGCGACCAAACACACUGACAAAGCCACUACAAGAGAAUCUAGAGCCGGUCCGGCCACCAGACCACAGUAUGCCGGCAAAGCAAUCGUCGGCAAGGCACCCGCCGGCAUCGCCGUCUCCAACUCCGUCGCCACCUCGACAGCAACCACCACUCAGCACGCAGGCUAUCCUUUGCAACUACGACGAUUUCUUCCCCUCUCCAUCACAGCAAGAGCGAGAGCUGUUGGAAGACGACUUUAUAAACACGCCAACUACCCGCCACCCUUGCCAGCGCCCAGAUGAGGUCACCAAUAGUGCUGCCCGUGUCGAAGUCGCCGACCUCGCGCGCGCGACAUCCUCGUCCACAACGCCCGCGCCAAAACGCUUCUUCUCCGCCUCCGGAUCCAACGAACUCUACUCACUCGCCCUACACCGCAACCGCCGUGAUGCGGCCCUCGACAGCAUCCGUCGACGUGAGCGCGAAAGCACUACUACUCCUGAGACGCAUCGCCAUCAGCCACCACCACCACCUCGACCCUCUCGGCCACCCCAACCAGGCUAUGCCCUUCGCACGGCUCAUCAACCACUUCAGGGAAAUCCCAAGCCCUCAAGGGCUGGUCGGCCUGCAUCAUCAGCAUCAUCAUCACAGCAACGACACCGACCCCUGCAACUCAGUCGCCCUCUGGCGGCCGCCCAAACGAUCAAGACAAUCAAGGCGACCAAGACGCCGCCGCAGCACGAUGGCAAGGAAAACGCGGCACCAAACAACAGCAGCAACAACGGCGCCUAUUACGCACAUGGCAACGACAAGAUUAUUAUCGGUACCCCGUCGGCAGGUCCCCCCACCGCCUCACAGGAGACGGAUUACGGCGGGGGCGACUGGGUCGACGAGAUCGCUCUGGAGCUUACGAUCUGACACAUGACUUUGUGCUUUCUUCUUCAUUGAGCAUGAAUUUUGGUGAUUGUUGCGUAGUGGGGAGGAAGGGCGAAGGCAGGUGCGGAAAAGAUCCAUGCAUUGUGACGAGGCACGCAGCGUUUGUCUUUUAUCCUUUUUUGUCCUUUCCUUUAUUUACUCUUUUUGCGUGUGUGCGUGGUGGCGUCUUCACGGGAAUUGCAAGCAUUAGUACGACUCUCAGAGGCUUGGUCGGCGUUCCUAUGGCACCAGAGAGGAUGACGCCCUCAUCAACCGAACGGACGUCUCUGAUGGUGGAAACACGAGGGGAGGAGGACGAGGACUUUGACAGGGCACAAACGAAUCAAGGGAGCAGGCAGGCAUAACGCAUAUCAUGUAACGAGGCAAUAUCACUCACCGUAUACCACCG
Purpureocillium takamizusanense is the source of this 2082-nucleotide messenger RNA. RefSeq lists its product as uncharacterized. Lineage: Eukaryota; Fungi; Ascomycota; Sordariomycetes; Hypocreales; Ophiocordycipitaceae. The record is from RefSeq and is a predicted model, not a curated record. The coding region runs from base 138 to 1676 and encodes 512 amino acids. The transcript has a single exon.